UCUUACUUUGUAUUAAGCGGUGCCUCUUGCUUUCUCCUUAAGACAUCCUUCAUCACUGUCACCAUGAGCUGUGGUCCAAGGCACACGGUCCUAACAGCUGGGAGAAGCAGCAGUGGCAGCUGCAAUCUUGGUGGAGGGAGGGUUGGGGUGGCUUCUGUCGCCUCUGGACGGUAUACUUCCUGUGGGUUAGGCAAUGGGAGAGCUAACUUCUCUGGCCGGAGCCAUGUCGGGGGAGGUUCUACCUGUGCCUAUGGAGCAGGAAGAAGCCAUUUUUCAAGUGGUAGCUGCAGUGGGGCUUUUGGUGGUGGACAUGUUGGGGGAAGUGGUGGGUUUGCUGCUGGCCCCCAUGUUGUUAGUGCCGGUGGAGGUCAUGCAGGUGUGGUUGGUGGUAUUCAAGCUGGAGGCUUUGCUGCUGGCUCCCACGUUGGUAGUGCCGGUGGUGGUCAUGCAGGUGUGGUUGGUGGUAUUCCUGCUGCUGUGGUAGGGGGCAUGGGUGGUGCAGUUGGAGGUGUCAGUCCUGGCAUGGUAGGUGGCAUGGGUAGUGUGAUUGGUGGUCAUGGAGGCAUGGUCGGGGGUAUGGGUGGUGUGGUCACUGGCCCCGGAGUGGUUGGAGGAUUGGGUGGUGACCAUGUCUGUGGAGGAAUCUUCUCCUCCUUUGAUGGGAAAAUGACCAUGCAGAACCUCAAUGACCGUCUGGCCAGCUACCUGGACAAGGUCCGAUGCCUGGAAGAAGAAAAUGCUGAGCUUGAGUGCCGAAUCAGGGAAUUUUAUGCCAAGCAAGGCCCUCUUUGUGAACCAAAGGAUUACAGCCAUUACCACCAACAAAUUGAAGAUCUUAAAAAUCAGCUCAUUUGUACAAGUGUGGAUAACAACAAACUCCUUCUGUGCAUUGAUAACAGCAAGCUGACUGCUGAUGACUUCAGAACCAAGUUUGAGACGGAAUGCUGCCUCCGUCAGAACGUGGAGGCUGAUAUCAACGGCCUGCAUCAAAUCCUGGAUCAGCUGACAGCCUGCAGGUCUGACCUGGAUGUACAGUGUGAGAACCUGCAGGAUGAGCUGUGUUGCCUGAAGAAGAACCACCAGGAGGAAAUCACCUGCCUGAAGAGUCAGUCCACUGGUGAUGUCAAUGUGGAAGUAAAUGCCUGCCCUGGACCAGAUCUGAAGAAGAUCCUGGAAGAGAUGAGGUGCAAGUACGAGACAAUGAUUGACGGCAACCGCAAGGAGGUUGAAGCGUGGUAUGGAUCCAAGAUCGAGGAGGUGAAUCGUGAUGUCUGCACCAGCAGUCAGGAGAUUGAAGAAAGCAGCAACAAGGUCACGGAACUGAGACGACAACUGCAAGCCCUGGAGAUUGACUACGAGGCCCAGUGCAGCCUGAGGGACACCCUGGAAGGUUCCCUGGGCGAAACGGAGCUUCGCUACAACAAUCACCUGGGGGAGCUGCAGGAGCGCAUCUCCUGCUUGGAGCAGCAGCUGGCCGAGCUGCGGUCAGAAAUGGAGUGCCAGAACCAUGAAUACACAGAGCUCCUCGAUGUCAAAAUCCGCCUGGAGCAGGAGAUCGCCACGUACCGCAGCUUGCUUGAGGGUGGAAAGCAUGAUACUGUCCAAUUCUUCUCUCCUUACAGUGGAGGAGCCGGAGGAGCUACCAGAGCCAGCACCACCACAGGUGGAAGACCUGGUGAGGUCCGGAGUUCCCACACUUAUGUGACCCAUUCCGCAGGUCAUGCAUGCCAUGGAGGCCAUUUACACCACUAGAUGGCUAGAAAGAAGGGCAUGCGAGAACUGCAGAAUGGGUAGAGAAGUAUUCCUAGUAGUUCAUCCCCAGAGAAGUAUUCCUAGUAGUUCAUCCAAGCUGCCGCUGUUCCAUCUGCUUGCUGGAAUCUUUCAAAGCUGAUCAGAGGG
Molecule: messenger RNA, 1899 nt
Organism: Elgaria multicarinata webbii
Lineage: Eukaryota; Metazoa; Chordata; Lepidosauria; Squamata; Anguidae
Product: keratin, type I cytoskeletal 19-like
Exons: 8
Coding region: 64-1752 (562 amino acids)
Biological process (GO): intermediate filament organization; epithelial cell differentiation
Cellular component (GO): keratin filament; cytoskeleton
Molecular function (GO): structural molecule activity
Source: RefSeq, a predicted model, not a curated record